UGGGUAUGCCGACGAUAUGCACGAAAAGGAGAUGGUACCUGCCAAGAGGCAUCAUUAGGCGAUCCUAAGCGGGGCGGAGCCAGCGUAGAGGAGAGUGGCGAUGGUUCGCCUGGCAGUGGCACGGCGUGUCUACCUAAAUACGCAUUCUUGAAUAUUCGAACUUUUUUAUCGUGUAUUCACUUCUACAAACGCAUCACAUGCCAUAAUUCAUUCUCGCCAGUCAACACUGCCACAUUAUCCAUGGUGCCUGAGCGUUUGCUGAUCAUGCUGCAUUUGCAGCUCAUCACGGCACAGAAAUCGCCGAGAUUUCCAAUCAACAUUGUAGUUGGGCUGCCAAAGAAUGAAGGCCACGUAUUUAAGAAUCCAUUCAAACUGACACUGGCAAAGGGUCAGCCAGUGUUUGACGUGGCCGUCGAGGACGUGUAUAACAAGCAUCAACUAAUGCCACCCGGAUCGCUACAGGUAGUUUAUGAGGAUACUCAACUCAGCGAUGCCAUCGCACCACAACGAAUGGUAGAACACUACUGCAAUCGUUCAGUGGACGCAGUGAUGGGCUUGGCAUAUGUCUAUGCACUGGCACCAGUUGCACGAAUGUCCGCUUUAUGGCUGGAAGGGGUACCGGUGUUCACGACAUCAGGACUAGUAGACGAACUGGGUGAUCGAAAAGAGUUCCCGCUUCUCACUCGUAUGAUGGGUACCUACAGAACGUUGGGAAAUCUGAUGUAUGAGAUCGCUGUUUCGCUCAAUUGGCAUCAAUUCUACUUUGUAUUCAACGACGAAGCCGGCAUUGAGGGUGGCAAAGGAUUGCCACGAUCCGAAUGUUAUUUUUCGUUGAGCGCAAUUCGUAAUCGCAUUCAAAAGGAAUUCGCCUGGCACGUAGACAUGUUCUCAACAAAAAAUGCAACUCGUGAAAAAUACUCUGAGUUGUUGAAGAAGGUUUCAAUGUUGAAUAAUGCAAUUCUUAACGAAGCGCCAAUUCAGUUAGAAACGGCCGUCGAGCGCAACAGCAUUCUUCGUCUAUGCAAAAAACUCGACCAUGUUUCUGGUGUAAGUUGCGAUGAGACGGCUAGUAACCAAAUAGAAUUUUACGAUUUAUAA
Messenger RNA from Angiostrongylus costaricensis, 1098 nucleotides. The record is from the annotation of a GenBank genome assembly. Lineage: Eukaryota; Metazoa; Nematoda; Chromadorea; Rhabditida; Metastrongylidae.